Molecule: messenger RNA, 1480 nt
Organism: Camelina sativa (false flax)
Lineage: Eukaryota; Viridiplantae; Streptophyta; Magnoliopsida; Brassicales; Brassicaceae
Source: RefSeq, a predicted model, not a curated record
GAACCAGAAUACAAAACACAAACUAUCACAAAUCGAAAAUUAAAGAAAAUUGGGAAUGAUGGCGAAAAGAAGUGUCAUGAUGAUGAUGAUGCUUAUGAUGUUGGUGAUGCCGAUGUGGCCGAAUGAAUGCUAUGGAUGGGGAACAGAGACGGCAGAUGAUAUGGUUAGAAGCGAAGCAGAGCAUGCUGAUAACGCAGCCGAGACCGCUCAUGACAAAACUGCUUCUUGGACUGGUUGGGUUUCAGACAAAAUCUCCACAGGAUUGGGAAGCAAGAAAGACGAGGCAGAAGAAGCGGCUGAAUCUGCGAAGAACUAUGCUUAUGACAAGGCUGAAUCCGCAUAUGACAAUGCGGCCGGUUACGCCAAGGACUUUGCAGCAGACAGGGCCGGAUCUGCUUACGAUAGUGCUCAAAAUGCGAAACAUUAUGCUUAUGAUAAGGCUGGUGAUGCAAAGGAUAUGGCCUAUAAUAAGACCGGUGAAGCUAAAGACAUGGCUUACAACAAGGCCGGUCAAACUAAAGACAUGGCUUUCGACAAUGCAGGUCAAGCCAAAGACAUGGUCUAUGACAAGCCGGGUCAAGCUAAGGACAUAGCCUACGACAAGGUGGGAUCAGCCUACGACAAAGCCGGUCAAGCGAAAGACAUGGCCUAUGACAAGGCCGGUCAAGCCAAGGAUAAGGUUUUUGAGAAGGCGGGAUCAGCCUACGACAUUGCUGGUCAAGCCAAAGACAGGGCCUAUGACAAAACCGGUCAUGCCAAAGAUAAGGCAUAUGACACGGCGGAAUCAGCCUACGAAAUGGCCGGUCAAGCAAAAGACAUGGCCUACGACAAGGCUAGUAAAGCUAAGGACAUGACUACCGACAAAGCGAGAUCAACUUAUGACAAGGCGGAACAAGCUAAGGACAUGGCCUACGACAAAGCACGAUUAGCCUCUGAAAAGGCUGGUCAAGCCAAGGACGUUGCCUAUGACAAAGCCGAAGAUGCGAUUAGGAUGGCUACCGAUAAGAGUGGUGAAGCUAAAGAUAAUGCUGAUGAAUCAUACGAAAGAUUCAAAGAAGGGUCUAAGAAUGCCAAAGAUAUGGCAUCAGAUAAAGCUCAAGAUGUUAGAAACAAAACAGCGGACGCAUACGGAUCAAGGAGCGAAGCAGACGAAAGAUUCGAGGAUGCCUUGCGUAAGGUUGGGGAAAGGUAUGGUGCAGCUAAGGAUUCAAUGUCAGAGAAGACAAAAGAAGCUUAUGAGAGUGCAAAGGAGAAGGCUUCUGAUGCUGCUGGAGAGUACGGUACAUAUGUGAGAGACCGUAGUGCCGAGCUGUAGAACCGGAGAAGUUAUAUUUACGUCUAGGGUAAAAGUUAAAAGUAUGAUUUUAGAUAUCUAAUCUUCGUUUGUGAAAUAAAUUUUCUUAUAUAUAUGUGUAAUAUAUGUAUAUGUAAGAAUGAUGGAGUUACUUGUAUUAGUUUCUAAAGCAGAUUCUGAAUUAAA